UGCUGCUUCUCGUGCUAUCUUUGUUUGUUAGUUAGCUUAGCUUGUUAGCUGCUAACAGAAGACACAUAAGUUAUCAACACAUCGCUAAGUAGAGAUCAAGUGUGAGAGUAAAGUGUUGUGAUUGUGUGAAAAUGUCUACAUUACAAAUGUUGAGAGCGUUGGUGGAUCAGCGACUAACUGCUGCCGUUGAAGAAAUAUUUGUAGUGUUAGAAAGAACGAUAGCAGAAUACGAGGCGGAACUUUCGAGAACAAAGGAGGAAAACAAUCAACUACUGGACGCUCUUUUCACGAAACAUCAAGUUGUGUUACACAGAACAGUCCCGCAGACGUCGAAGAAGAACCUCUACCUCAUGAGCAGGAGGAGGAACCACAGUCCUCCAACAUACAUAAGGAAGAAGAGGUACCACAUUCCCAACACAUUAAGGAUGGAGGAUGUAAGAGAGGAUCCACAGCCCACCGACAUUAAAGAGAAAGACGAGACGCCACAGACCCGUAGUGUUAAACUGACCCUUCACAUUAAAGGGCAAGCGGGGGAACCACUGAUCUUACAUAUCAAAAAGGAAGAGGAUGAUCCACUGACCCCUCACAUUAAAAAGGAAGAGGAGGACCCUCCGACCCCCUACUUUAAAGAGGAAAAGGAGGACAAAGAGCCGCCGCACAUUGAAGAGGAAGAGGAGGAAUACCACAUCAGUCAGCCUAAAUGGUUGGAGGAGUUCCCAGUGACUGGUGUCCCUGUGAAGAGUGAAGAUGAUGAAGUCAAAGGUGAAAGUGAGGAGAAGAGAGAGGCGGAGCCUCCAAGCAGCAGCUCAACACAACACAUCAAUCAAUCAAUGUCAAUCAAUGUUUAUUUAUAUAGCCCUAAAUCACAAAUGUCUCAAAGGACUGUACAAAUCAUUACGACUACGACAUCCUCGGAAGAACCCACAAAAGGGCAAGGAAAACUCACACCCAGUGGGCAGGGAGAAUUCACAUCCAGUGGGACGCCAGUGACAAUGCUGACUAUGAGAAACCUUGGAGAGGACCUCAGAAGUGGGCAACUCCCCCCCUCUAGGGGACCGAAAGCAAUGGAUGUCGAGCGGGUCUAACAUGAUACUGUGAAAGUUCAAUCCAUAGUGGCUCCAACACAGCCGCGAGAGUUCAGUUCAAAGCGGAUCCAAGACAGCAGCGAGGGUCCCGUCCACAGGAAACCAUCCCAAGCGGAGGCGGAGCAGCAGCGUAAAGAUAUCCCCAACCAAUACACAUGACAACAGAAGCUGAUGGAGACCACUGUGGAGGAUCACAAGCAGACAAGCUCUUAGCUCCACUAUCAGAUAGUGAGGACACAACGUCACACUCUCCUGACACUGAUGAUGAAGACUCUAAAGAUGAUAAGACAUGUCACACUGACAACACUCACUUCAUAUGUUCUCACUGUGACAAAACUUUUAAAUACCUUUGUCGUCUGAAAAGACACAUGAGAACACACACUGGAGAAAACUUAUUUACCUGUUCACUCUGUAGUAAGGGUUUUGCACAAAGUCACAAUUUGAAAAGACACAUGAGAAUACACAACGGAGAAAAACCUUAUGUCUGUUCAAUCUGCAGUAAAAGUUUUGUACAAAGAAACAAUUUGGAAGUACACAAGAGAACACACACUGGUGAAAAACCUUUUUCCUGUUCAACCUGUGGUAAAGGUUUUACAGAACUUCAGAGUUUGAAAAGACACAUGAGAGCACACACUGGUGAAAAACCUUUUUCCUGUUCAACGUGUGGUAAAGGUUUUACACAAAGUCAGAAUUUGGAAAGACACAUGAGAACACACACUGGGGAAAAAUUACAUUCCUGUCCAAUCUGCAACAGAAGCUUUUAUGAACGAUCAAACCUUGUUAGACACAUGAGAAGACACCCAGGAGAGAAAGUGUUGAGUUGCAGUGUGUGUGGUGAAAGAUUCUCUUCUAAGUACCAGUGUAAGAAACACAAGUGUGCUGGUGAGAACAGCAGCAGCAAAUGAAACUGCAGGAUUUGAAAUAAACUGUCAAAACUUUAA
Nerophis ophidion (straightnose pipefish) is the source of this 2026-nucleotide messenger RNA. RefSeq lists its product as uncharacterized. The transcript has 2 exons. The record is from RefSeq and is a predicted model, not a curated record. NCBI's taxonomy places the organism in Eukaryota, Metazoa, Chordata, Actinopteri, Syngnathiformes, Syngnathidae. Bases 132 to 1085 code for a protein of 317 amino acids.